UAAAAUAAAAUCAAAGGCGAACUCUGAAGAAUGGGCAGCCCAAUCGUAGAGAGUAUAAUUCUUGAAUCCUGAUGAUAAUAAUUUCAACGAGCUGCUUCAGAGUAUUUCCACGGAUCAAAGCAAUCAGCAUGAUCCGCAGAAACAAUUAGGUCAAACAACAGAUUCAAUGAAAGAGUUGGGGACAUAUCAAAGGCAAGCCAGUCAGACUGCCAUUGGCAGUUCUGAUCCAGUAAGAGGCAUUGGUGAAAAGAGCUUUGCUAGGGGCACUCGCUUUUUGCACUCUCCGGCCAACACUUUCCCUUUCAUUGGGUCACGUAAGCUUCUUUCAAGCUUUCAGGGGCAACUUUUCGGAACCAAAAUAACGCGGCCCAAUAAAAGAGAAAGUGUUGGCCGGAGAGUGCAGGAGGCGAGUGCCCCUAGCAUUGCUCUUGGUGAAAAUAGUGAAGAAGCACUGCGUACCAGCGACCGGAGGGAGAGAAAACGGAGGGCCGAUAUAAAAUACAGAGUCAUAAAAAAGGGGAGACAACAGGAACUGGAGGUUGAAUAUCAUCGAUUAAAGCAAGAAAUUCAGGAAAAAGAAAAACAGGAGCAGCUGACGAAGUCCGAGCUUGAGGAACUUAAGGCCAAACAUGUGAGGUUGAAGUCUGAAUUAGAAGAAAAGAAUCAGGUAAUUAAGCCCUCACUGGACGUGAUUGGGGUUGUAAAACAACAACAAAUGUCUAUUACUAAUGGACACAAAUACAUACACCUUUCAAAAAUUAUAAACUUUAUUACACUGAUGAUUUUUGUUAGUGUAUCGUUAAAAUUGACGAAAAUCAUUAAUUUUAAUGGUAGAAAUAAUGAAAAUCAUUAAUUUUAAUGACACAAAUAAUAAAAACAGUCAAUUUUAAUAGUACACUAACAAAAACUGUUAAUGCGUAAUAAAGUAUAUAACUUUAGAGAGAGUGUAUGUAUCAUUUCUCAUUACUGAUAUGUAAUUACUUCUGACCACUUCUAACCCUGAAUUACAAAAAGGUAAUAGUCAAACCAAAAUAAAACAUUAAUUUAAAUUGGUUUUUUAUUUUAUUUUACAUUGAAUGAUUAGCUAAAUAAUAAGGAUAUAGUUCUUGCAUUUCCAAACCCCUCCCUACUUACCCUAAGAUAUAAAUUUGAAAUCUCUAUUGAUGAUUAAAACCCUUAACCAUUAAGAUGUACCAUUAGGACCAUUUUAAAUUUGU
This is a messenger RNA of Rubroshorea leprosula, 1217 nucleotides long. The record is from the annotation of a GenBank genome assembly. Lineage: Eukaryota; Viridiplantae; Streptophyta; Magnoliopsida; Malvales; Dipterocarpaceae.